This is a messenger RNA of Anisakis simplex (herring worm), 516 nucleotides long. The record is from the annotation of a GenBank genome assembly. NCBI's taxonomy places the organism in Eukaryota, Metazoa, Nematoda, Chromadorea, Rhabditida, Anisakidae.
AUGCUCUUAGACGAUUACGAUUAUGUUAGUUAUUUGGAACCGAGUAAGGCAUUAGCGUUUGUGAACGACUGUCCCGUCUCUGAACAGAGCUUUGAACUGGGUAUGUAUGCUGAAAGAAAUUACACACGAGCAGGACUAGAACAACGCGCGUUUGGUGGCUUAACGCUGAAUUAUAAUUUUGGAGGUGAUCUGAAUGCAAUUUACUUGACAAAGUUGGGUAGAUACAGUGACGAGAACUAUGAAAUGAUUCGCGAUUUUGGUUAUGAUGCACAAAUAGACAUGGAUGGUAAUGAUUAUUGUGUAUCCAUUGAAUUUGAUACAACUCUUUUUUACAUUGUCUCUGGCUCGAAACAUGUGGACUAUAUCAAGAGGGAAUUACGAACAGAACAUGGAGCCGUUGUGCGUUACAUGGACCAAGUAAAUAUCGAACGAUCCUUGACAGGAGUCAACGACUCACUCUCACGUAUAGCUUUUAUGGUUGGUUGCGGCUAUUGUCUUGUCUUACCUCCUAUUUAA